Molecule: messenger RNA, 1266 nt
Organism: Triticum urartu
Lineage: Eukaryota; Viridiplantae; Streptophyta; Magnoliopsida; Poales; Poaceae
Gene: EBS
Product: PHD finger family protein / bromo-adjacent homology (BAH) domain-containing protein
Molecular function (GO): chromatin binding
Source: RefSeq, a predicted model, not a curated record
GGCGGAGGAUGCCAGGACGCCACUUGGAUUCAAACCUCCAUUUCACAUUUUCACUGCUCCCCCACGAAAUCCCUAGACUACCCCUGCCCUCCCGGGUCUCCUCCUCCCUGGGCGGAACGGAGCUGUGGCCAACCACACCCCUCCCCCCUUCCCGUCCUUCCCCCAGCUCAGCUUCCUAGGGUUUCCUCCCGAUCCAACCCCGACCUCCAUGGCCAAGACCAAGCAGGGCAAGAGGGACAUCGACUCCUACACCAUCAGGGGCACCACCAAGGUCGUCCGAGUCGGGGACUGCGUGCUGAUGCGGCCGUCGGACACGGACAACGCGCCCUACGUGGCCCGGGUGGAGAGCCUGGAGUCGGACGGUCGGGGGAGCGUGCGGGUGCGGGUCCGCUGGUACUACCGGCCGGAGGAGUCCAAGGGCGGCCGCCGGCAGUUCCACGGGGCCAAAGAGCUCUUCCUCUCCGACCACUUCGACACGCAGAGCGCACACACCAUCGAGGGCAAGUGCAUCGUUCACUCCUUCAAGAACUACACCAAGCUCGACAACGUCGGCCCGGAGGACUUCUUCUGCCGAUUCGAGUACAAGGCGGCCACCGGAGCGUUCACCCCCGACCGUGUCGCCGUGUACUGUAAGUGCGAGAUGCCGUACAACCCAGAUGACCUCAUGGUGCAAUGCGAGGGAUGCAAAGACUGGUUCCAUCCAACCUGUAUGGGAAUGACCAUUGAGCAGGCCAAAAAGUUGGAUACUUUCCUGUGUGCGGAUUGUGCUAAAGAAAAUGGUGCAAAGAGGCCUUCAAAUUCAUACCCGAGUUCACCAAGUUCUGAUUCUAAGGUUGAGCCGAAAAGGCGGAAGAGGUAAUCGCUUCAACAAAAACCAUCCCCGGUGAGGAGAUGCACUGUUUAUGGCGUCAGCCCUCCAUUGCUGGUGCAGAAAAAAACGUGGCGUUGUACAGUGCAUGAGAUGAGCUAGGCUAUUUAACUGUAGGAUUGAAAUUAUGUUUGCUGCUGUAUCUCGGGAGCGUUUCCUGCAAUCUAGGUAUCGGCGAGAAGGAAAUCGGGAAUUGUACUGUCAUUUGCUCUUGUCAAAGUAGCCCUUGUGUGUGAAUUAACUUGUUCCCUGCAGGAAACGUUUCCGUUUCCUGUGUGAAUGAUGAUGAUGAGCUUGACUGUUGUAGUUUCAUAAUUUAGAUGUGUCAGAGUCUUAUGAACUGGUGACCAUGACGACAUGUUUAUGUUGUUUCAAUAAUUCUGCAAUAAUCCGUGCUA